Messenger RNA from Zasmidium cellare ATCC 36951, 1809 nucleotides. RefSeq lists its product as uncharacterized. The coding region runs from base 1 to 1809 and encodes 602 amino acids. The transcript has a single exon. The record is from RefSeq and is a predicted model, not a curated record. Lineage: Eukaryota; Fungi; Ascomycota; Dothideomycetes; Mycosphaerellales; Mycosphaerellaceae.
AUGUCGUAUUCGAUGUCGCCGCCGGCGCAAAAGCCGCCUCCCUUUCCCUACCAGCCAGCAGGCUCUCCUCCAACUGCGCAGUCGCCGUACGGCGCACCGCCGCCCAAACGACAGAGACUGUCACCGGAUCCGCGAUCACCGCAAAAUGGAACGCCAACAUAUGCGAGCUCUCCACAUGGCUUUCCGCCUUACGCAUAUGGCCCACAGAGUGUACAGUCUCCGUAUAGUCCUUCCAGUUUCGCAGGAUCACCUCAGAACUCCUUCCACACGCCGCAGCCGUACCCGCAUCAGCAGUUACCAUACUCUCCGCAAGCACAGACGCCGCAGCAAAGACCGUCGCAGAUCAGCCCCCCGCCUCCGAACAGUUCGCGAGACAUGCCUCCACCUCCCCGACCGGUGAAGGAAGAGAAGGACAAUGUGGAGGACAUCGGGGACAUGCUGUCCGGUAGUGGCAUCAACUUGAAGGAAGAAGAGAAUUACUUGCAUGGCAUGUGGAACAACAGGUUUGGUGGAGGCGACAGCUUUGCGACGAACCAGUCUACGUCUUUUGGCUCGAGUACGAUGAGCCCGAACAACAGCUUCAACUAUCUCACCCAAGGUACGUCAUUUGGGAGUUCAGGACCAGAUGGUGCCCUUGCUGGAACGCUGGGAAGACCUCAAACACGGGAAGAGAUCGAGGAAGAAGCCAAGAAGAAGCGUGCUGAGGCCGCGAGGAAGAAGGCGGAGCGGGAUCAACACCACCUCAAUAAUCAGUUCUUGGAUUGCAACUGCGUUAGGAACCGGAUGCAUGCCCGAGCAGCUGAAAAUGCGGUGAGGCUUGAUGUACACGGUGUUUAUCUUAGGAAUUCGGAACUACAAGCUCAGGUCUUGACCAACGGCGAAAAGUCUGACGGACUAGUAGAGAUCAAGCCAGAGAGCAAGAUUGAGGCUGGUGUGCCAUAUGAGGCCAUUCUUUCGUUCAUCAGCAUUGCCGCUGGGGAGCGGCUGAGGGGCAUGUUGGACGAAGCAUAUGGGAUAGCGCGUGCAAGACUGUACGGUGACCACGGGCGUGUGAUUCCACCUGAAUUCGCCGACAUUGCUGAGGGUGAGGGCAAGAAGAGUCAAGAAACGGUCGUUCCAGAGAGUGUCACUGGCACGUCAUGGGACAAGACGCAGGACUCAUCAACGGUGGCAAAUGGAGAAGUGAACGGGAAUGGCGGAGGGGACACGCCUCAGCCUGUGCAGACUGUCUCUUUUCAAGGCACGCUCAACGCCCGUCUUCGUGAGCUCGCAGACCGUGAUCGACAGGCUGAGAAGGAACGAUCAAAGAAGCGCGAAGCACGCAAGAAGAAGGCUGCCAGUGAAGGCGGAGGCGACAGCACACCUGCUGAGACACCUGCCGAAACGCCAACUGCGACAGCUCCAGCUGAGGCUGCUGCUCCCGUGAAAAUGACCAAGAAGGAAAUGAACAAGAAGCAGAAGGAAGCUCAGACACAAGAAGUCCACGCUUUCAACCAAUCGAACCAGACCGCAGCGAUGAUGGCAAUGGGAAAGAAGACCAGUAGAUAUUCAUGGAUGACUGGAGGAGCUUCUCAAAUGCCGACCAACCGCUUCGCCAAGCCAUCUGGUGGAACAGCGACACCAAAGGCCCAAGCUGAUCCUGCAUCCUCGGCUGUCAAGAAAGAAGAAGAGCGCGUGCCGACCUGGGGCGACUGGCGAGAAGAUUCGGUCGACGGUAAGGGCAUCCAAUUGCGAGACUGGGCCUGGGUACUCGAGCGAGACGGCAAGCAGAAGAAGGCGUUGCAACGGGCUUUGACCAAGUUGAAGUAG